Messenger RNA from Orbilia oligospora ATCC 24927, 3957 nucleotides. RefSeq lists its product as uncharacterized. The record is from RefSeq and is a predicted model, not a curated record. The transcript has a single exon. Bases 1 to 3957 code for a protein of 1318 amino acids. Lineage: Eukaryota; Fungi; Ascomycota; Orbiliomycetes; Orbiliales; Orbiliaceae.
AUGAAGGCUGGACGCAAAAAAACCCAAAUAGGGUUCCUUUUGUUAGUAUUGGGAAAUAUCUCGAUUUUUUUAAACAGCUCCCCGGUGAUAGCAUACAGCCUCAAAGCGCUUUGGGAACCGCGGAAGGAGUGUCUUUCAAAGGAUUCAAUACUUAGUCCGGUUAUCGAUGAUGAGGACCCUCGGAAAUUACGAGAUCUUCGCCCAAGAUCCGCAUUACUGGAUAAUUAUAAGCCACACUUUCACGCAAAACGUGAUUUAUCGGAUUACAACGAGCUAGGCUGGAAGCUCAUGGAUGAGGCAGAGAAUAGUGCGGAUAAACAUCUUGGUGAAUCGAAUGCAAUGGCAACGGUCGUCGAAAGAUAUCUAAAACCGAGAAUUGACAGAACCAAUUUCUUUUAUUGUCCCGACACAGUCCAAAUAUUUCUGUCGAUCUUUGGUUUGGAGGGCCUCGCACAAACAGGAGAUCAAUUGGACAAAUCACACUGGUAUUUUAUAUUAAAUUCCAAGGCCAAAGAGCUUGGGGGGAGCUGGGGGGAGUUUUACGUUACCGUCGAUAAAAGUCAUAUGAUCAUUACAUGGUGGCACAUAAACAGCGAUAUAGGGGAGAUAUUCGAGAAGGAAUACGAUAUUGUUAUAAUAGCAAUGUGGUUUUUCACAGUAAGAGAAGCUAAUUUUAGGAACACGAUUAAUUACAGAGAACAUCCGCCUAGGCAUAUUACAAUGCCCGGGAUCAAAAGCGAGAAGGUAAUCCAUGCCUUGGAAGAAAUCAAAACGCAAUUGAGUGGCAAUAUCAAUUCUUUAGGGGGGUUUUCAAUGGAGAGACCAGAGAGCCUCAGUCGAGAUAAUUUUGCCGCUCACAUCUGGGCAGCAUUGAUAGGGAUACCCGAAAUCGGCGCCAUAGAACGAAUGCUUAACAAAUGGAGUACUUUUUUCCCGCCAAGGUAUCAGAUACAAUUCAUCCGCUUCAAUACCCAUACGACACUAGAUGGAAAUCGAGAAGCAAUUCUUUCAGUUAACUUGAGGUCGGGACCGGAUACUUCUAAGUACGAUACAGCGGAAUCAUUGGCAGAAUCGACUCAAGUUAUGAUCCUUGAGAAUGACACAACAGAAUUCGGAAACUACCCAGCAAUUGAGAUUUUCGAAGCAUCUACUCUAGAGCUUAUUGUCCCAGGUCCUGCAAUAGGCGCAGGUUCCAAACGGAAAGCUGAGCUACCAGUGCCAACUUACAGAAUGAGUAAAUGGCUCCUCGUGACAAGUCUCGGAAACCCCGAAAAUUUCGAAAUUCAAAUUUCAACAUCUAGUCGUGAGAGCCACUUAGUCAUGUUAGAUAGCAUUGGAACCGAGCAGCAGCAAAUUGUUGCAGAUUUUCUAUACUUAUCCUGGAUUCAAACUCAAGGCACCCAAGAUCUGAGAGACAUCACGUUCCUGCAACUAUCUCCUAACACAGAAGCUCUCAUUCAUCUGCUAGCCACAGAAUUAAAAGUGGAUAUAUCAAAACAAAGCGUUUUUAUUUUAUGGGGGCGCGGACACUGGAGGAGAACGCUUCGGGAAAAAUCAACAGCGAAACCUUCACCCGAGAGGCGUAUUAAUGAUAAUGUGUUAAGGAGAUUUUCACAGACAGUGGAAUACGGCGCCGUACUGAAGAUGAUACUUCAACAACAGAGAUAUCCUGGAGUUUCACCUGGUUUCGAGCUUCGUUCCAUCGAGAUUGGGGACGGAACAGAGUUUAAAAGGUCAAAGGGGCUCGGGUCAGGGGACAAUAGACCACCAGCUACUAAAUUCGCAAUGCUCAUCCGCUUAGAACGCUCACAGGACGCUGUCGAAGACGAAAUAAGCAUUGCUGGCACCCCCCUAAAUACUGAGACCCCGCCUGACGAGUUUGAAUUAAACGAGAUAGAAUCAGAGUCACCGAGCCCCCAACUAGAGCUUAGAGUCCUAGAAGCUAUUGCCGAUCGUGCUGAAAUUCCAUCGAGGGACCCGAGCAUAGAAGAAAGCAUCCGGAAUUCUGUACCUCCAAGUCCUGCCGUACUACCGCAGGACCUACCUGGAAAUAAGGCGAAUAGGAUCGGCUUCGUCUUCGACUUUAUUCCACCCCUCGAUAAACCGAACGGCAAACCUCGCUUGAGCAACAUUCAUACGGAAACUAGUUUGAUAGUUCGGAGGUUCGAGCAAGUGGAGGACAGGGAGCGAAGCUCGCCUCUACCCUAUCUCGACGCCAUUGCAAAGACCUCGAAUCAAGAUCCGGAACCCCAAUACUACCACUUCUCCCUUUGGAUUCAAUACAAAGGUACAGCCAACUCUUUUGAUGCGGGUGAAUUUUAUGUCAGCCCUAGCCUCCACCAUAUUGUUAUCAAGAGGCUACCUGAUAUCAAGGAUCGGUCGGGUGAGGUAUAUGAGAAUCUUGCUCUUUCUAAACUUCUAUAUCUGAUGAUGUCAGAGUUAUGCGAAGGUCAAUUACAGAUGGAGAAAGGAAAUAUACCUACAAUCGAUUUUAUAUCUAUUGAGAACGUCGACAGUAAUACGGAGGCAUUUUUGAAAAAAACUUUCGACGACCAUAAGUUGGACCAAAACUCACGUUAUAUGAAACUCAGCAUUAUAGACAGUCUAUUAGCUACUCAUGUACCCGAGAGGGUACAGAAUACGGGGCCAGGGGCUGAGAGUCAUAAACGCAUAUUUGAGUACCGAGAGCUUCUCCUCGGUGCAAUACUUCGAACACGGGAGGUGUCAGGAAUACAUGAAAUGGCCGUCAACUACUACAAAGGGCAGUAUGUGGGCGACAAGGUACUCGAUAAUAUCUUCGUAACGUGGCGGAAAAGACAUGAUGGGACUUUUGCCUCGCAGAUACUUCUUGUGUUACGAGAUGUGCCGGAGAAGUUGAAGCAUUCAGAUAUAGUGGAGUGGAUGCAGAUGGUAUCCAAGGCUGUAGGCCGGAGCCGGGUUACUGAACCUAGGCCGGAUGAGGUGACAACCGUAGUCGCUCCAACCCCAUCGCUAUGGCGAAUACCAAAAAUAUACGCCCCCAAGGAGAAGUGGAAUGCGGUCGUUAUUGGCCAAGCUUUGAUAUCAAAAAUUAACCAAGGUGUUCUUCAUUCUCGAGCCCCCGCAGGCCGGUCUGGAAAUACUGGGUCCGGUGGUUGGGAUGAACCUUCCCUUUUGAUCGCAGAACUGCCACCUACCGGCGGCCUACUUGAAAACUCAAAAACUAAAGGCGCAGUCGACCUCUUGAUUGCCACUGUACAACUAGGUAUAACUGGGACCGUUGGUGCCUCAUUUUACGCCAAACAUUUUCCAGCCCUCGAGACAUAUAAAGAGUUCCGGCCCAUCGAUGGCCCUAGGCGGCCAAUACCUCGAGUACGUUUCUUUGAACGCUACGCAGUUAGCAUCGAUAAAUCACCAUGCCGUCAGCUUAUGUUUCUGAACCUUGUGAACAGAAUAUCAAGUCAGAAGGAGCUACAAGAAGAAUUGGAGCAAGUAUAUGAGCAGUCUUGGUUUGGUGGAACGGCUGAGCCACCCGCUUUACGGAUGCUAUUAAUUACAGCGCCAACCGAAAGCUCCUUUGAUGUCAUCCAAGAAGUCCUCGGCCUCCGAAAACAGCAGUGCACAGUUGAAGAUGAACCAGGGGGGCAGGUAGUGAUAACAAAACCAGCGCACAACUUACUAACAUCGACAGAAAACAAUCACUUCAUGAUGGACAUGGAAGAUCCACGAGAUACCCUAGAAUGGGCUACGCUUAUGGGAAUUCCAGAGAUUGCUGCUAUUGUAGAAGUCGGUUUGAGAUGGAGAGGGGUUAAAGAGACUUGGUUUUCCCCUUUAGCCAUAGUAAUUUAUUGCGAAGGAAGUCGUGGCCGGAAGAUUGGUGCUCCGCGAUUGCGAAUUGGAUUGAAACUAGCCCACUAUUCCUCGGCCACAGGAGUCGAGAUUCAGCCAGAUUGGCUUCACAAUGUUUUCUCCCCCUGA